AUGGAAAAUAUGUUGGCCCAACCUGCUGAAGGUUUAGAGACACCAAGAUCCAGUACUGAAAUUGUUUCUAAGGUCCUCUCACAAACCAGUGCUGCUUCUACAUUCCUGAAGAAUGCUGGUCUUCAAACACCAGGGUCAAAAUCUGCUAGAUCAGUUGCAAGAGAAGCACAACUUCAGGAACAGCUACAGGCAGAGAAGACGUGGGCUGAUCUACUUCAACAAGAACUGGACACCUUGAAGAAGAAAGGUGAAGAAACGGAAGAUGCAUUGGCCAAGACCUAA
This is a messenger RNA of Miscanthus lutarioriparius, 282 nucleotides long. Lineage: Eukaryota; Viridiplantae; Streptophyta; Magnoliopsida; Poales; Poaceae. The record is from the annotation of a GenBank genome assembly.